AUGGAGGGCGCGGGCGGCCCCGGAGAGCGCCGGCAGCGGUCGGUGCGGCGCAGGGGGAUCGCCGGGCGCGGCUCCUCCGCCGGCGGCGAGCCGAGGGAGGGCGGCCCCGCUGCCACCGGGCGCGGCCGUGCCGCCGGGGCAGCCCCGGCCGGCGGGAGGCGGCCGGGGGGCUCCGCGGAGAGACGAGGAGAAGCCGCCAGGGCAGCCCCGGCCGGCGGGAGGCGGCCGGGGGGCUCCGCGGAGAGAGGCGGAGAAGCGGCGGCGGUGCCCCCCCUGAGGCUGCGGGGGGUGCUGUCGCAGCUCAGCCUGGGCCGGCGGGACGUGUCGGAGGCGUCGGGGCUGGUGAACCAGGUGGUAUCGCACCUCAUACAGGCCAUCCGCGGCAGGGACGGCGGCUUCGGCUCCAUCCGCAGGCUGGGCGCCGGCAGCUACUACGAGCGCCUCAAGAUAUCUGAGCCAAAUGAGUUUGAUAUCAUGCUUGUAAUGCCUGUCAUGAGAAUUCAGCUAGAUGAGUGUGAUGACACCGGAGCCUAUUAUUAUCUAACGUUCAAAAGAAAUCCAAAGGAAAAGUAUUUGAACAAGUUUUUAGAUGAAGAUGGAAAAUUAUCAGCCAUUAAAAUGCGUACAGCACUAAGAAAAAUUAUUAAAGAAGAAGUAAAAAACAUUAAGGAUGUGGAAGUAACUGUGAAAAGAAGUAAGGUUGGAAGUCCUGCAAUAACUCUACUGAUCAAAAAGUCUUCAGCAGAAAUAUCAGUGGACAUCAUCUUGGCUUUGGAAGUUCAGCAGAGCUGGCCUCUCAGCACUCAGGAUGGCCUCAACAUUGAACGGUGGCUAGGAAGAAAAGUCAGGAGAGAGCUCAGAAAUAAACCGAUUUAUUUAGUAGCCAAGCAAAACAAAAAAGAAAAGGUUCUAAGAGGAAAUACCUGGCGACUCUCUUUCUCACAUAUUGAAAAGGCCAUGAUGAACAACCAUGGCAGCAUAAAGACAUGCUGUGAAACCGAUGGAGCAAAAUGUUGUAGGAAAGAUUGUCUCAAACUUCUGAAGUAUCUUCUAGAGAAACUUAAAAUGAAACAUGCAAAAGAAUUAGAAAAAUUUUGUUCCUAUCACGUCAAAACUGCCUUUUUCCACUCGUGUGUCAUUUGGCCAAAUGACACAGAUUGGCAGCACGAAAACCUGGAACACUGUUUUCAGAAUUAUCUAGAGUAUUUUCUGCGUUGUUUGCAAGAUUCUCAGCUGCCGCACUUUUUUAUUCCCCAAUACAACUUGCUCAGCCUGGAUGACAAAGCAAGCAACAAUUUCCUUUCCAGACAAAUAGGCUAUCAACUGAACAACGGAUUCCCAAUAUUUCAGCAGGGAUAUUAAAAAAGUUAUUUACAGUAAUUACGUGAAAGCAAAUCAUGUAGAUUUGCAUAUUGUAAAACAUGUUUAACGCCUAAAGCUACAUCUCAGUAGUUUGAUACUAUCGAAAAACAAAAACAAACCCUUAAAAGAAACUGGAAAUUUUAAUUAAUAUUUGAUGGGGACAGUUAUGAAGGUGACCUGACUGUAAUGUGAAAAAUCCUGACAUAUAAUGACUGCUAAACAGAGGAGAAAACACCUGCCAGCUUGAGAACUUGACCUUCAGCCUAAUAACAGCCUGGAACGAACGACAUCCCGGAAGUGUGGCUGAAUAGCUCAUACCAGUCCCUCCUCGGUUACCGUUGUUACACCUGUACAUACAUUAUGUAUAUUUAUAUUACAUAGAUGGGUGCAUAUAUAUGUACAUUAUACAUAUAUAUCCUACAAGAAACUGAGCUGCUUGAGCAUGUAUAGAGAAGAGCAACGAAGCUGGUGAAUGGACUGGAAGACAGGACUUCUGAGGGGAGACCUCAUCACUCUACAACUACCUGAAAGAAGGUUGCAGUGAGGAGGGUGUUGGCCUCUUUUCUCAGGUGAGAGGGUCAGUUCUCUUCAAUGUUUUUAUAAAUGAUUUGGACACAGGACUUGCAUGCACACUGAGUUCACUGAUGAUGGAGGAGCUAGAAGGAGCUGUUGCUCCCUUGAGGAUCGAGAGGCCUUGCAGAGAGAUCUUGAUUAGAGAGCUGGGCAAUCACCAACGACAUGAAGUUCACUAAGAGCAAGUGCCAGAUUUGGCACCUGGGACAGGGCAAUCCUGGAUAUAUCUGUUCUUUGCGUAGAAGCUUCAAGGUUGGAAGAGACCUUCAAGAUCAUGUGGUCCAACCAUCGCCCUAUUGCCAAUGUCACCCACUAAGCCAUGUGCCUAAGCACCACAUCCAACCUUUCCUUAAACACCCCCCGGGGAUGGUGACUCCACCACCUCCCUGGGCAACCCGUCCCAAUGCCUGACUGCUCUUUCUGAGAAAGAAUGUCUCUUAAUUUCCUAUCUGAAUCUCCCCAGCAGAACUUGAGGCCAUUCCCUCUAGUACUAUCAGUAGUUACCGGUGAGAAGAGGCCCAGCUCCCCUACUUUCCUUUCAGGUAGUUGCAGAGAGCAAUAAAGUCUCCCCUGAGCCUCCUCUUCUCCAGACUAAACCACCCCAGUUCCCUCAGCAAGUCCUCAUAGGAGUUGCGUUCCAGGCCCUUCACCAGCUUCGUAGCCCUUUGUAGCUGGGGAACGAGAGGCUGAAGAGCAGCCUCACAGAAAGGCAGCUGGGGGUUCUGGUUGAUGGUACAUAUCACUCUGCUGCUGUAGUACUGACUUUCCUACCUCAAAUUGCCUUUCUGCUUCUAAUUGCUGCUACUGUUAAUUGUUACUGUAUCCUUAGUAUUUGUUACAUAUAUAUACAAACACUUGUGCCUUAGUAAUAACUCUAAUAUGUAGAUGAAUAAAAGCUCUUUCCCUUAUUAAUCAUAGUAUUAUUGCUAGUAGUGAUUUGCGUUAAUUUAUAAUAAAGUAACAAUCUUUAAUAAA
Molecule: messenger RNA, 2910 nt
Organism: Cygnus atratus (black swan)
Lineage: Eukaryota; Metazoa; Chordata; Aves; Anseriformes; Anatidae
Gene: CGAS
Product: cyclic GMP-AMP synthase
Exons: 5
Coding region: 1-1362 (453 amino acids)
Biological process (GO): cellular response to exogenous dsRNA; positive regulation of defense response to virus by host; positive regulation of type I interferon production
Cellular component (GO): site of double-strand break; nucleus; cytosol
Molecular function (GO): 2',3'-cyclic GMP-AMP synthase activity; double-stranded DNA binding; chromatin binding
Source: RefSeq, a predicted model, not a curated record